UCCAGGAAUCCCAGGUCCACAACAAAUGUAGUUUUGUUCGGAAAAAGUUAAUAAUUUAUGUCCCAUUAGCUCCUUCUUGUUAGCGCGUUUACUCAUAAUGUACAAAGCGCGCGGGACUUGUCCUCACGAAUGUGCAAAAAAAAUGUAUUUACGUUCGUUCAAACAUGUCAAACGUUGUAUAACAUAAAUCUUUAGGGCCUUUUUCAAUCAGAACUUCAAUAAUAUUCAAGGCGGACGAUUGCAUUGUCUUACUAAAUGUAUCGGAACGAAAGAGUACCCACGGGCACGCGCAUCAUAGUAGUAAUGGCCCUCCCUCUAUGACAAACUUUCCAGGCCUCUCGUUUGGUCAGUUUUUACCGGAGAAGACUCAAACCACUUUGUAAAGACUGUUGACAUCUAGUGGAAGCCUUAGGAAGUGCUAAAUGAAUCCUAACUCACGGUGUGUUUCAUAGGCAAAGUGUUGAAAGUGAUUCCACAAAUCAGAUUUCCACUUCCUGUUAGGAUUUGUCUCAGGGUUUUGACUGCCAUAUGAGUUCUGUUAUACUCACAGACACCAUUCAAACAGUUUUAGAAACUUCAGAGUGUUUUCUAUCCAAAUCUACUAAUUAUAUGCAUAUUCUCGUUUCUGGGUAAGAGUAGUAACCAGUUUAAAUCGGGUACUUUUUUAUACGGCCGUGAAAAUACUGCCACCUAUCCCCAACAAGUUAAGAUCAUGAUGCUGUAUGGCUACACAAGGAUGCCAUCGUCACAAACAGAGAGGUCUGAAUGAGUAGCCAACACAUCCUGUUGUGUUUCCCACAGAAGGUGUCUAUGACAGAGCUUAUAAUAUUUAGUUUUCUUAAAGAUGAAAAUCUGUUCUUGUUUUAUUCAAAUUUUUGUUGUUGCUUUUUGUUGUGCCUUCUGUUAGGCUAGCCUGUUUUACUUUGGCUAGCCUGUUUUACUUUGGCUAGCCUGUUUUACUUUCUGCAGUCCUCUUGAAACUCUCUUUGAACAUACAAAACUUUGAUACCUUUUUUUUUGUGGCUGACUCUGUAUAAUGUGUUCAAUUUGAUCACAUGAGAAUUCUCCAAGUUUUUGUAAGUUUUCUCAAAUGUAUAAUGAGUUACAUAGAUUCUUAUAUUUAAUUUACAAAAAAUGUUUUGCUUAAAUGCUAAAUAAUUUUUGCAUCAGGUUUGUUAAUAAUAUUAUUUUGCACUAUUGCUGCUGUUGAUCUUUGUAUAAUGGCUGCAUAUUGCAUUGUACAUUUACUGUAACUUACCAAAGUAAAGAAAACAUGUUCUAAUGCAGUAUUAGUUUUGGGACUGAAGGUUUGUUAAGUAGUCCAUGGGCCAGUGAAAAAUCUAGUCCACUUUGGGGUAGUAAAGGUUUCAUAGUCUCUUCUUAUUCCCCCCAUUCCUAUGAACAAAUAGAUAUGAUACCCACUCCAAAAGAGUAGCUUUCUAUGCUUUUCACACCUUUAUAUGUCUUGUUGUAUGGGAGUCUAUGCAAUAGAUUGCUUGCAGGCUGAUAAAUACAUUUUAAGGCAAGUUGGAAUGUUCACAUGCUCAUUGAAAUGACUAUCAAACAACAAUGGAACAUUCUAUUGGGUGGAUCUUAUUGUAAAACAUGGUAUUUGGUACAUUCUAUUGGGUGGAUCUCAUUGUAAAAACAUGGUAUUUGGCACAUUUUUGCCAUCUCUUCAAAGUGAUUUACCUAGACUGACUCAUCGUUGAAACAACACUGUUACAAAUAGCGGAACUAGAUAUUUCUAUACUUCCCAUUCUGUCUUGAUAUACCCCAAAAUGCAUACAUUUAUGACCUUUGACCCCGAAAGAUGUCAUUACCAUUCCAGUUGUUUCAUACCUUAAUAUUUUGUAUUAUGAAGUUAAUAACAUAUACAAUUCCCUUCGUUUGAGAAGAUUGUUCCCAGAUAAUACAACAUUAUUUCAUACCGUCAAUCCUGUGGGCCCAACUAACCGCAUGGGGGUCAAAACAUAAAAUGCACACAUACCUCAGAAUCAUGGGUAUCAUACCAACAUGUAACCCACUGACAUGGACCUAAAUGAAAAUCAUCAUUAGACUUUGCCACCCCAAAGUAGACAAAUAUGUGAAAUUUGGCCUGCUGGCCCAUGGACUAUUUACUUAAUCUCAAAUGCAAGCUUUUGUAUAUUUCAUUUUCAAGAGAAGGAUUGUGUAAACGUGUGUUUUUGGAGCAGGAUGUGUUAAGUAAAUAAAUGUUUUACUGCUACAUACUAAAUUAUUAUUUAAAGUUAUUGUAUCUAGAAAAAUACAUAAUUAAAGUGAGCUGAAGUCAAGUCAGUGCUGCUUUGUUGCUCGGUUUGCUCUAAAUUUGUGUUCGGUGUCGAGCUUCGACCUGACAGGAAAGUCAGUGUACAUGUUGCUAGGCAACGAUAGGCUCUCUGAACGACGGUGUUUUCACGCGAAAUCCGCUCAUUGAAGGACAAAACUACCUAAAAGUGCGUCAGUUUGCAUCUAAUGCUGGCUAGCUACUUCUAAAGUCAACUAUUAGUUUGUGAUUAGUGCACGCUGAAAAUGCCGUUCAGCGCCGAGGCCAUUAAGCCGCCCCUUCAUGACCAAAUAACAGAACUGCAGAGGAAAAUUCAACUUCUUGAGGGCGACAGAAGUGCAUACUAUGAAAUGUCUCAGUCAAGCAUCAAGAAAAACAGGAAUUCUAUCCUUCAGCUGAGGCAAGAGAACAAGAGACUACACAAGAAGUUGGCAAAUGCUCUUGCUGGGGACGAGCAGGUGAUAAAGGAGGCCUUCCAAAGCAGAGGCAUGGAGAAAGCUGCCUUCAGAAACAUGUCAGGGAAGGCUGCUCUCAAGGUGCUGGACCAGAAGGUGUGUGACAAGAUGAAGAAGCUGAAUGCUCUAAAGCACACCACCCAGACGUACCGCCGUCGCCUGGAGGACCUACAGACACUGUACCAGAGUAUGAAGCUAGAGAACAGGGGACCAGAGAGAGACACGGAGAGACGCAACGAGGAGGCCAAGAGUGAAGGACAGGCGGCUGAGGAGCAUCCCCAAAAGAGCUUGCGGGUGCUGGAGAAUCGUCUGGAGAAAGCUCAGCUGAAGUGCCAGGAGGCUGAACACAUCAUGAGGGGCUAUCUGAAACUAAAGGCCCACCUACAGGAGGAGAGCCUGACCUUCCAGUCCCAGCUGGAUAAACUAGAGGCUGAGAUCCUGAGACAGAGACAGGAGCUGAAGGACCUGCAGGUCAUGAACAGUGACGCACUGCUCUCCAAAGACACUGCCAAGGCAGAGCUGCAGCGUCAAGAAGAACAGAUGUAUAGGGAGAGGAAGGACAGAGAGUGUAUCCUCACCCGUUACAAGAAAGAGGCAGAGGACCGUAAGACCCAGGCUGAGAGAGUGGAGAGAAGGGCCCAGCGGACAGCCAUGCAGCCUGACGAGCUGAGUAGCGACGCCCAGCGCAGUGCCACCGGGCUGGGGGAGGAGGAGAGGGCCAUCUCCACCUUCGAGGAGGCCUUCAGACGCAUCAAGGAGGCCACGGGGGUCACUGACACACGGGAGGUGGUGGAGAGGUUCAUCUCUCAGGGAGACACCCAGCAGCACCUGGAGGAUCUGAAGAAGGAGAACCAGAGAACCCUGCUACAGCUGAAGGAGGACAGGGACCGUCUGCAGGAACACUUCCAGGACAUCAAGUACUCCGGGGAGACCAAGCUCUCCAGUGGUCAGCAGAUGCUGGAGGACUGUAAGCGCCACCUGCAGGCGGAGCAGGGGAGGCGUGACGCCGCCAAGGAGCGUCUGGACUGGCUGAGCCGUACCCUGAACACGGUCCGGGCCGGGGUGGAACACCUAUCUGACAAACUGCAGCACAUCAAGCUGGGUGAGGGCCCGGAGCCCCAGCUGCCCCCCGGCUCAGAGGAGUAUGUGGUGGAGCUGCUGUCCCAGUCAGAGCAGAAGCUGCUGUUACUGCAGGAGGAGCUCCAGGGGAAGGACCUGGCCGCCGUCAUGAAGGAGAUGGAGGAAGAGGAGUUCCAUGCCAGCAUCGAGGGGAAGCUGCCCCAUUGCAACACCCGCAUCAAGCUGCCUGAGGCUCAGAGACAGGACCCAUAUGAUGAAGAGGAGGAGAGCGGGGACGAUGAGGGUGACAUUAUCACCAGGGCGAUACUGAAGCACCAGUCUCAGCUCAUCAUCGACUCCAAGACUAAGAGGAAGACCAGGACCAAGAAGAAAAAGGGCAAGCUCUGAUCCUAGAUCAGUUAGGCUGGCUAGAGGUCACAAGAGCCAUAGAAAUAUAAUUGCUAGAAUGGGGAUGUCAGCUCUAGUAAUUAUAUUUCUAUGACGAGAGCAGCCAUGAGUUUGUGUUUAGUGUGAGGUCAUAGGUCAUAUUUGUGCCCUGGAUUGAGUGAAAAUACCUUUGCUUGAGAUGGCAUCGCAGACUUUAGGGAAAUCUUACUCCUCUCAUAUAAUUAUUCAGUUAGCUAAAUAAUUGUAUUCCUUAUUAACUAAUGGAAUGCACAGUAAAUUUAUAUUUGGGAUGAAAGUAGCCGUAAGUAGUACUGUAGCUAUGGGAACGUUGUGUUGUGGUGGCAGAUCAUAUAGUACCUUGCAGUCACCGCAUUAGCUACUUUUUAUCACAAGCAGUUCAACACAAAAUAAUUGAUUUCCCACUUGCACCACUGAUUUGUAGAUUAUAAAAUUGUAAUUAAAAUAGGAAUGAAAAUCAAUAAAAUGCUUGAUUUGAAGAAUUACUCAAUCUUUGGAUAGGUAGGAUUGCUCUAAUGCAGGGUUGUCAAACAUACGGCCCGUGGGACGUUUUUUUGUAUAAUAUAUAUAUUUUUUAAUCGGCAUUGAAAUGACUUAAAAAUUGAAACUGUAGAAAUCAGGGCUUGACAUUAACCUUUUUAGCCACUUGUCCGUCGGACAAGUAGGACAGAUUUUUUACUUGUUUACUGAAGUCACUUGUCCCCCCCAAAAAGGUAUGUAACACAGGCCAAAAGGCUGACUGAAAAUGAGUGAAGUACACAUAUCUGUGGGAAUUAGGGGUGCUGAGGGUGCAGCAGCACCCCCUGAUAAAUCACAAUUGGUGAUUAAAUUGGUGCACUAGGCCUUGAUUACUGCUGUAUGAUUACUGCUGUAUGAUUACUCCUGUAUGAUUACUGCUGUAUGAUUACUGCUGUAUGAUUACUGCUGUAUGAUUACUCCUGUAUGAUUACUCCUGUAUGAUUACUGCUGUGUGAUUACUGCUGUAUGAUUACUGCUGUAUGAUUACUGCUGUAUGAUUACUGCUGUAUGAUUACUCCUGUAUGAUUACUGCUGUAUGAUUACUGCUGUAUGAUUACUGCUGUAUGAUUACUCCUGUAUGAUUACUCCUGUAUGAUUACUGCUGUGUGAUUACUGCUGUAUGAUUACUCCUGUAUGAUUACUGCUGUAUGAUUACUGCUGUAUGAUUACUGCUGUAUGAUUACUGCUGUAUGACCCUGUAUGUGCGGAAGUGUGCAGAUGGAGCAGUGACACAGUCUACGAUGGCUGGCUGUGCGUCUUGUGAUGGGUUGUAAAUCAUCAUGGACUGCAGAACAACUCUGCUCUCCUCACAACUGGAUAACUAUACACUGAUUCACAUCUAGGCUACUUACUAUAUGCCAGUAUGUGUUGUAGGUAGGUUUCACAUUGCUAGAAUAACAUGGAAAUAGGUCUAGGCCAACUAAGCAUCAUUUCUUUCAUCAGCUUUCCUCAGCUGAAGCCUAAGUUUUCUUUUGACUACUCAUUAUAUUUGUCCAUCUUGGUAUUGCUCAAUUUCAGUUCUUGUGGCCUAAAAUAUAUGUAAUUCAAAAUAAAUCUGGCAAUGAGAAUA
Molecule: messenger RNA, 5815 nt
Organism: Salmo salar (Atlantic salmon)
Lineage: Eukaryota; Metazoa; Chordata; Actinopteri; Salmoniformes; Salmonidae
Source: RefSeq, a predicted model, not a curated record